AUCAGGCAUGUCUGGCCGUGGCAAGGGCGGGAAAGGUCUUGGGAAAGGGGGCGCUAAGCGUCAUCGCAAGGUGCUUCGUGACAACAUCCAGGGCAUAACCAAGCCUGCCAUCCGUCGCUUAGCUCGCCGUGGCGGAGUGAAGCGUAUUUCUGGGCUGAUCUAUGAGGAGACUCGCGGCGUGCUGAAGGUUUUUCUGGAGAACGUCAUCAGGGACGCUGUGACUUACACCGAGCACGCCAAGAGGAAGACGGUGACCGCCAUGGAUGUGGUGUACGCCUUGAAGCGCCAGGGCCGCACUCUCUACGGCUUUGGUGGCUAAACUGGACAGAAAUCUAGUGUUCUAGUUAUUAAUUACCCAAAGGCCCUUUUAAGGGCCGCCACUUCAUCAACAAAGAGCUGUUUACUGUUA
Varanus komodoensis (Komodo dragon) is the source of this 409-nucleotide messenger RNA. Its product is annotated as histone H4. Lineage: Eukaryota; Metazoa; Chordata; Lepidosauria; Squamata; Varanidae. The transcript has a single exon. Bases 8 to 319 code for a protein of 103 amino acids. Gene Ontology annotation, cellular component: nucleosome. Gene Ontology annotation, biological process: nucleosome assembly. The record is from RefSeq and is a predicted model, not a curated record. Gene Ontology annotation, molecular function: protein heterodimerization activity; DNA binding; structural constituent of chromatin.